AUGCGCAGGGUUUCCUGGCUCGUGGCAUGCCUGUCCCUCAUGACCUCCACUGCUCAGGAGGUCGGCCAGUGUCCAGGUGUAAAGAUUGUGGGUCUUGGGGAGUCUGACAAAAUUGCUCUAUUCCAAGGCUGUCCAGGCCUUCCUGGACCCCCUGGUCCCAAAGGAGAAGCUGGCUCUGAUGGAAAGAGGGGGGAGAGAGGCCCGCCUGGGAUUCCUGGGAAGGCAGGACCGAUGUGUUCCAAAGGAGUUGAUGAAGGAACUGACCUAUGCAAGACAGGAAGCAGAGACUGCCAAGAGCUGUUCAGUAAAGGGAACACCCUGAGUGGCUGGUACACUGUCUUCCUCUCUCCCAGUAAGCCUCUGGCUGUGUUCUGUGACAUGGACACCGACGGCGGGGGUUGGAUUGUUUUCCAGAGAAGGAUAGAUGGCUCUGUGGAUUUCUUUCAGGACUGGGCUACAUACAAGAGAGGCUUUGGCAGUCAACUAGGGGAUUUCUGGAUGGGAAAUGAUAACCUUCAUUUACUAACAGCUCAAGAAACCUUCAUGUUACAGGUAGAUCUUAUUGACUUUGAUGGCAACCACUCCUUUGCCAAGUACAGGUCAUUCCAGAUUGCAGCAGAAGAUGAAAACUACAGGCUAAUCCUAGGAGACUUUGUGGAAGGUGAUGCAGGUGACUCACUGACAUAUCAUAACAACCAUCCCUUUUCAACUAAAGAUCGAGAUAAUGACCGUCGUGAAGGAAACUGUGCUCGUGACUAUAGGGCAGCCUGGUGGUACGGAAACUGCUAUCUCUCUAACCUGAAUGGCUUGUACCUCAGGGGUCACCAUAAGAGCUUUCCCUAUGGAAUAAACUGA
Dromiciops gliroides (monito del monte) is the source of this 855-nucleotide messenger RNA. Its product is annotated as ficolin-2-like. Bases 1 to 855 code for a protein of 284 amino acids. The record is from RefSeq and is a predicted model, not a curated record. Lineage: Eukaryota; Metazoa; Chordata; Mammalia; Microbiotheria; Microbiotheriidae. The transcript is spliced from 8 exons.